UCGAGUUGUCACUCUCCGUUUGCUGAUUCCACCCGCCAGGAAAUGUAAUCCCUAGGCUUUCUUUUAAAGACCAUUACCGCAAUUUGACACGGACAUAAGUCGUUAAAAUGGCGUCGUGAUCCAUGUAAUUUUAGUAUGAUAUGCGUCGAACAACGAAAAUAAUUUUUUCAUUACUCUUGGUGUUAAUUUUACAAAACAUCAGGUGCCCCAUAAUAUAAAAAGGUUGGGCACCUUAGCGUCUGAUAAAAAGUCGUUAGCAUUUUACCAAUGCUCUACACAGCUCUGUUAAAGGACAAAAUAUCAAUUUCCUACCAUGACUGGUCAUUUGAAAUAAGCUUGGUUUGAAGAGUGAUUCAUUUGAAGAAUGCAGACCAAAAAUUUUAACACCUUCGUUAGUUUCCUCAUAUUUAUUGCCUGCAUUGCAGAACAUCCAACUUAUUUACUAGACCUACCAGAAGAACUGAGAGAUAAACAAUACCUAUUAAAAAGCGAUGAACGAAGCGGAAGCAUAUUCUUUUAUUCAAGUCGUAUUUUAAUUCAUCCUGCUAUCAAUAUUGGUAAUUCCAAUCACGCACAGUGGGACUUCUACCAAGAAAAAACAAAUUUUAUGGCCUUUAGAAGUACAAUUAAAGUUACCAUUAACUCAGAAGAAAAGUACGUGUACAAAUGUUGGCUGUACAAGAGAGAGAACUCAUCGCUUUACUUCUUUUUUCCAAUGACAAAUCUAUAUGAAGGACAAAGAGUGUAUCUAUCGCCCGAUGACAACCUCGAUAUCUGCGACUUCUGUACGCAUACUAACACCAAGUUGUACCUACUACACAAAGAGGAAGUGCAAUGCGGAUGCACUCCCGAUUGUUCAGAAUUGACCAUUGCAAAUAGUUGCACAGGGAAUAACUUUGAUACAUCGUCAAUCAAUUGUUUGAGUGAAACUUCAAUGGCAGCUACCUUAACAACAACCAUUCAAGGUGCAUCAAGUGAAGAAUAUUCUGAGAAUGUAUUAUUAACAACGUCCCCUACACAAAAAAGUGAAAAAACAACAGCAGCAUCUACAAUUUUAGAUCUAGAGUCGACCACGCUAACAGAAAAAACAACGCAAGCAACAACAAUAACAACAUCAGAAUCAAUAAUUUUAACAACAUCCGUAACAGAAAUAUCAUGGUCAACAACAAAUUCGAUAGAAGAAAGUACGGAAAUUAAAACAACAAAAAACCAAGAGAACACGAUAGUUAGCACAAUCAGACAAACUAAUAACUCAAAAAUUGACCCCGACGCACUUGUUGGGAUAGUAUCUGGUAGUGUGGUAUUUCUUUAUUUGGCAGCAGCCUUGAUUGGUUGUGGAUGCUGUUUGUUUAUUUUAGGAAGGAGGAGGAAACGCGCGAAAAAAGAGAAAGAAUCACAGGAAAAUUUGGUGUCCAAUGAAAUGUUUUCAAGUCAAAUCAAUCUCAAAUCUCCGGUGAAUUUCCCGCCAGUGUUCGAUCGUAUUGACGAAUCAUACUGAAUUGUUAUGUUUUAUUGCAUUAUAUUAAUUUUACUUUUCCUAAAGUUUUAUUGUGGCAGUAGACUGCUCAUUUGAUAUUUUUUUGAGAUGUGUAUUUCCAUACAUGUAUAUUUUACAUUUGCUGAUGUCUUUCCUUGUAUAACAAUGAUAAUAAAAUUGAAAAUCAAUUUUCAAUGACAUGCAGUUGAUCACAUGAUCAGACUUUCUUGCGUAUGGAAAGCAAACUGCAAGAGCAAUUUAGAAAGUUCCGACUGUGACGUCACAUAACGUCGUAGAUACGUUACGUUGCAUUUCAAAAUCAAAAUCUAGAU
Saccostrea cuccullata (small rock oyster) is the source of this 1809-nucleotide messenger RNA. RefSeq lists its product as uncharacterized. The record is from RefSeq and is a predicted model, not a curated record. Bases 365 to 1498 code for a protein of 377 amino acids. NCBI's taxonomy places the organism in Eukaryota, Metazoa, Mollusca, Bivalvia, Ostreida, Ostreidae. The transcript is spliced from 5 exons.